CCUCGACCGACGGCCCUUGGAUCCGCAGACCCUGCAAGAAACGACAACACUUGCUCCACGACGGCAAGGCGCCGGACGAGCGGUUUUGAAACUAUAUACAUUCUGACCUCGACAUUGGUCGAGACUCCUUGCGCGCGCGCGCAGCGAAAGAAGAGGCAGCCGAGUCGAUCCGAGUCGAGACGAGUUCGCCGUGUCGCGUUUGCCCGCCCGCCAUGGCCGCCGCCGCGGACGCCCAAGCGGCGCAGAUGCCGUUUAUCAAGAACCUGGCCUCGAGCGACCGCAAGCUCCGCACGCAGUCCCUCUCGGCGCUGCAGUCCUUCCUCGCCACGCGCCCGCCCCUCGCCGCCGCCGACGCCGCCAAGCUCUGGACGGGGCUCUACUACGCCCUCUGGAUGACGGACCGCCCGCGCCCGCAGCAGGCCCUCGCCGCCGACCUCGCCGCCCUCGUGCUCACCUCCCUGCGCGACCCGCGCUGCGCGGCCCCCUGGCUGCGCGGCUUCUGGGCCGUCCUGUCCGCGCAGUGGCCGCGCGUCGACGCCCUGCGCAUGGACAAGUUCUUGUUGCUCGUGCGCCGCGUCUUUGCCGCGCAGCUGCGCUGGGUGCGCGAGCGGGGGUACUGCGAUGCCGCCGCCGCCGAAGAUGAUGAUGAUGAGAAGACCAAGGAGGAGGACUACAAGGAGGGCAGGGAUCCUGUAGAGGACGUGCUGCGUGUCCUCGAGCAGUGCGCCUUCGACGUCGACGAGGAGUCCCGCACCGCGCUCGGCCUGCGCCUGCACGUGCUCGACCUCUGGGUCGACGAGCUGGAGCGCGAGGGCUGCCUCGCCCCGCUGACAACGACGACUUCCUCGGCUGGAGAGCAGCAGCAGGAUGCCCGGGGCGCGGCAUUCGUCGCCCGCGUCGGCGACAUGGUGGAGCGCCUGCGCCGUAGCCCCGUCAAGAGCGUCCGCGCCCGCGCCCAGGAGAGCUAUCUCGACGCGCGCCUGCCGUGGGGCACCGCUGACGCUGACGAGGGCGAUGACGAUGAGAACAUGGCUGAUGCUGCGGUUGACGAUGACGACGACUCCGAGGACGGUUGGGGCGGCAUCCAAGACUGAAGGGGGGAUAAUAAAGGGGGCGGGCGGAGGGUUGCACGAGUCUGGUCAGGGGCUCGACGGG
Messenger RNA from Purpureocillium takamizusanense, 1155 nucleotides. RefSeq lists its product as uncharacterized. Gene Ontology annotation, biological process: rRNA processing. The record is from RefSeq and is a predicted model, not a curated record. Gene Ontology annotation, cellular component: preribosome, small subunit precursor; nucleus; preribosome, large subunit precursor. The coding region runs from base 213 to 1094 and encodes 293 amino acids. The transcript is spliced from 2 exons. Lineage: Eukaryota; Fungi; Ascomycota; Sordariomycetes; Hypocreales; Ophiocordycipitaceae.